AUGUCUGGUUGUUGUCCCUGGAAUUGUUUCGGUUUCUGCCGCCGCCACAGAUCCCCCAGCUGGGGUCCUCAGCCUGCAGCUGAUGCCGAUGCCCCUAUCGAGCUACAAACCAUUCCCGGUCCCGCCAUUCCUGUUACUAAUCCCGUGGUCCCAUCCUCUCAGGGUGCCUCCUCAUCCGACCGUUAUCAGUACGGCGAGCGCGAGAUGUGGGGAGAGUUGCGACAAAGAUGGAUCGAUGAUGCAAAUGAGCCUAACUGCACAGUCAAGCCACUAUCUUUCGAAUAUAAGGACUUGACCCAUAGUAAAAGACGGUCCCAAAGAUGGACAGCAACUUUCAACCGCUGGGGACCUGGUCCUCUCGUGCUUCAAGGUGAUCUCAGGAAUUGUCGCCUGCCUACGGGUGAUCAGUCUUACCACGAUGUCAAGAUCACAAAAAAAGCAGCCAAGCCGCACCCAAAAAGAGGGAGUGGAACUAACGUCCAUCAUGUCACGACUGCAAUGGGAGUUAUUAUUCUUAGAAAAGUUGAAAGAUACGAUGGACCUUACUGGAGUCAAGUCGCCCACGCACAGUACAAUGCUCACUUUGACCAGAAUACCUUGAGACACAUCUAUCUCGAAAACGUUGUUAAUGAGGAUACCAGAGACUUUAUACACACACUUUGGGCUAAAACUCAACCAGACAAUUCCCCUGGGUUCCAGCUAUCUGAAGAAUCAGUAAAUCAACUGGCCUGGGCGUAUGAUACCCCCGAAUAUCAUGCCAUUCUAGGCACAGAGCUUGGGAAAGGAGUAGCUGCUCUUGUUUUGUCGACAUUUCCCAGAGGUACACGUCGUAUCACCAGAAUCGUUGUCUGGAAGCAGUCUAUCAUGCAGAUCCGGUUUGAUAUUGAACACCAAGAUUACCUAGAUACAGAAAUGGCGUUGGACGAACCUACAUCGAACUACGCUUCGUCCGGUUAA
This is a messenger RNA of Penicillium robsamsonii, 957 nucleotides long. RefSeq lists its product as uncharacterized. The record is from RefSeq and is a predicted model, not a curated record. Bases 1 to 957 code for a protein of 318 amino acids. The transcript has a single exon. Lineage: Eukaryota; Fungi; Ascomycota; Eurotiomycetes; Eurotiales; Aspergillaceae.